AUGUUUGCUGAUAUAACGCAGCCGCCGAAUCCACUCCCUACACCUCAGCUCAAAGCUGUGCGGCCAGGUGUCUCGCUGUUACCCCCACUCUCACGCCGAGGUCAUGGCCCAGGCCUUGUGGUUCUUACGCCAACUUCUGGGGAUCUUCUCAAGAUUGAAGAUGGUGUACCUUCAGUGCUUAUCAAGUGGGCUGAGGAGGGAUAUACGGUAGUCCAGAUCGAUGCUUCCGCGCUUGAGGACGGCGACAGCAAAGAUGUCUUGCGUGAGGCCUUGGAGACCAUGCACCAAUGUGACAAGUAUGACGAAGGAAAUAUUGGCUUAGUCGCAUAUUCUUCGAGUCUUUGGAACACCAUUGCACCGAACCUGACGGACGUCCCUGACGUUGCAGCGGCAGUUGUAUACACCAAUGCCAAUGACCUGUCAGAACUAUCCUCUGCGAAAAUCCCACUCUUACGACAUAUAGUUGGGCCUACUGGCAAGAGUAGCCCUGGAACCGAGUAUUACUACCCCAAAGCUCAAAGCUACGCCUUUGCAACGCCUUUCCAUCAGCACUUUGACUACAAUAUGGAGUCAGUUUCUCACACGAGAAACCUCCAGUUCCUCAAACCCAAGGUUGGAGGCCCUUAUUUUGAUCUCGAGUAUAUCUGGGAAGAGCAUACCCACUACGAGUUUGCCGAUCGUUCGGUCGAACAUACUAUGAGUACUAUGGUCCAGGAACCAUACGUCAACCAUAUUCCUACUUUGACAGGAGGGAUUGGUCGGGACAAACUUUCAGACUUUUAUCGGCACAACUUCAUCUUUAACAACUCUGCAGACUCUGAGCUAGACUUGAUCAGCCGAACCAUUGGUAUUGACCGUGUGGUUGACGAGUUCCUCUUCAAGUUUACACAUAAUCAAGAGAUUCCUUGGAUGUUACCUGGUGUUCCACCCACCAACAUCAAAGCCGAAGUCCCGUUCACAGCAGUGGUUAACAUCCGUGGAGAUCGUCUAUAUCACGAGCAUAUCUCUUGGGACCAGGGAACUUUGCUCAGGCAGUUGGGCCUUUUGCCUGAGUAUCUGCCGUUCCCCUAUGCUCUACCAGAUGGACGAACCUCUGAAUCAGGUUUUGAGUACCGUCUACCAGUUGCUGGCAAGGAGACGGCUAUCAAGAUGAAGGAUAGACACGGAGUGGCGUCGAACCAGAUGUUUUCAUAUGAGGCUCGCGAGAAAAAGGAUUGA
Molecule: messenger RNA, 1218 nt
Organism: Fusarium pseudograminearum CS3096
Lineage: Eukaryota; Fungi; Ascomycota; Sordariomycetes; Hypocreales; Nectriaceae
Exons: 4
Coding region: 1-1218 (405 amino acids)
Biological process (GO): polyketide metabolic process
Source: RefSeq, a predicted model, not a curated record